UACAUGGAUAUCGAGAAGUACACCAGAGCUAAUCAGAUCGAUGACCCUUCAGAAGACUGUCACGCUGAACCUCACUUGUACCUUAUGAUGGAUUAUCACAUCUAUGAAGUCCUCUGUACCCAGCUAUUGAAUAUUGUGGCUCCAUCCUGCAAGAUAGACCGGAGAAAUUAUAUCAGGGAGUGCCAACUGGACAUGUCUCAGUGCAUGAGGCAUGAGGACAGGAACUGUGCAUGCGCCACCCUCUCUCAGUUCUCACGCCAGUGUUCCAGGGCAUUGCAGCCAGUGACUAACUGGAGGAACAGCUCAUUUUGCCCACUUGCAGACUGUCCAGCGAACCAGGUUUACCAGGAAUGUGGGUCUCCCUGCUUAUCCACUUGCUUAAAUCCACAAUUCACCUGUGACAAUUAUUGCAAACCUGGCUGCUUCUGCCCAGAAGGUGAGCAGUAA
Hypanus sabinus (Atlantic stingray) is the source of this 447-nucleotide messenger RNA. Its product is annotated as mucin-6-like. Gene Ontology annotation, cellular component: extracellular matrix. The transcript is spliced from 4 exons. The record is from RefSeq and is a predicted model, not a curated record. NCBI's taxonomy places the organism in Eukaryota, Metazoa, Chordata, Chondrichthyes, Myliobatiformes, Dasyatidae. The coding region runs from base 4 to 447 and encodes 147 amino acids.